Messenger RNA from Hyalella azteca, 1236 nucleotides. RefSeq names its product probable assembly chaperone of rpl4. Gene Ontology annotation, biological process: cell division. Lineage: Eukaryota; Metazoa; Arthropoda; Malacostraca; Amphipoda; Hyalellidae. The transcript has 4 exons. The record is from RefSeq and is a predicted model, not a curated record. The coding region runs from base 80 to 1201 and encodes 373 amino acids. Gene Ontology annotation, molecular function: protein binding.
UUAUAUGUCAUUUUUUCAGGUAUCUGUAGAAAUUAAUCUUGUCUAUAAUAUUUGUCACCUGUAACUCGUUAAACUCAAAAUGGACUCUGCUACAUUUAAAAGACUUAUUGCUAAGGCCAACAAGUAUUUGGAAUCUUCAGAUUUUGAGAAAGCAUUAAAAAUAUCUAUAAAAUUGUUAUCUAAAAACCCCCAAAAUAUUGAAGCUUUGGAGCUGUCAUCUACAAUUGCUCUUGAGAUAGGCGACUCUGAGACUGCAUUAAAACAUCUCAACAAAGCUAUUGACUUGCAGCCUGGUCGUAACCACAGGUUAUAUUUGUCCAAAGCUCAAAUUGUUGAUGGAAAAGAAUCUCUUGAGUGUUAUCAAUCUGCCAUUCAGAUUUUAUUAGGAAAAAUAAGAGUUAAAAAUGGGGGUGAAUUUACUGCAAGGUCAUCACAAUCUUGCAGUAACGCUUCCUCCUCUGCUGUGGAGGCUGCAAUGGAUAUUGAUGAGCAACGCUCCAAUGCUAUGGAAGGAGACAACAUGAACAAGGGAUCAGAUGAAAGUCCAGAAAGAGAACUCAGCACCGUGUAUUGCUCUGUGGCAGAACUUUUUUUCACAGAUCUUUGUGAUGAGGCUGAUGCAGAAGAUGCUUGUAAGAAAGCCUUAGACAAUGCACUGGAACAUGAUCCUACUAAUGCUGAAGCACAUAUUACUAAGGCACGCUACCUCAACAUUAUUGGUGAAGUGGUGCAAGCCAAGACAGUCCUUGAAGAAAGCCGUCCUCUGUGGACUGUGGAGUUCCAGGAGGAUGGAUCCAAAGCUUCUGAGUUGCCGGCUCCUCUUCGCCUAGCUGCUGCUAAACUUUUUAUUGAGCUAGAAAUGCAUGAAGAUGCACAGAGCAUCCUUGAUAGCUUACUGGAUGAGAGUGAUCAGGUUGUAGAGGUGCACUAUCUGUCCGGCUGGAAUUCCUACUUACAAGGGCAAGAACAUCACAGUGAUGCUCUGCUUCACCUUAAAAAUGCUAAGACGUGCGAGUCUCAGUUUCCAUGCGAUGACCCGGAGCUGGUCGAGCACAUCUCUGACCUCCUUGCUGAGCUGGGUUACGACGCCUCCCAGGAGGAGGAGGACGAUGAGGAUGGCUGGACUGACGCCGAAGAUGAACAAGAAAUGGAGCGAGAAAUCAUUGAAGAAGCAGGCGAAGCAUCCGAUGAUGAUUUAUAGGAAAGGAUUUUUUUCUAUAAAUGUAUUUUGCCUGA